Molecule: messenger RNA, 211 nt
Organism: Symbiodinium sp. CCMP2456
Lineage: Eukaryota; Dinophyceae; Suessiales; Symbiodiniaceae
Source: the annotation of a GenBank genome assembly
GGAGCCGGGCAGCAUUGUCACAAUCUGGGUCGAGGUUCCCAUCGUUCCCGUGCCUGGCGAGGAUGCUGUGGACCUGGAUUUUCAAGGGCCUGGUGCUCGCGUGUGGUACACCGUGGAGGACACCGGACUGCAGUGGAUCGGUGGCGACGGCUACGACCUAGAGAAGUACAAGCACUCCGGCAGCACAUCUCUUCCCUCAAUACAAGCCUGA